This is a messenger RNA of Perognathus longimembris pacificus (Pacific pocket mouse), 1989 nucleotides long. RefSeq names its product serine palmitoyltransferase long chain base subunit 2 (gene Sptlc2). Gene Ontology annotation, cellular component: serine palmitoyltransferase complex. Gene Ontology annotation, biological process: sphingosine biosynthetic process; ceramide biosynthetic process. NCBI's taxonomy places the organism in Eukaryota, Metazoa, Chordata, Mammalia, Rodentia, Heteromyidae. The transcript has 12 exons. The record is from RefSeq and is a predicted model, not a curated record. Bases 123 to 1808 code for a protein of 561 amino acids. Gene Ontology annotation, molecular function: serine C-palmitoyltransferase activity; pyridoxal phosphate binding.
GCCGCAUCGCUUCAGCCAUUUCCGGUUUCGGGGAGGUGGGUGCGGUGCGGAGCGGGACUUGGCGCCGCUGCCGCCGCCGCCAACGGAGCCUCCCUGCCUUGCGCCUGGUGCUACCGGGGACGAUGCGGUCGGAGCCCGGAGGCUGCUGCUGCCGCCGCCCGGUGCGGGCGAACGGCUGCGUGGCGAACGGGGAAGUGCCGAACGGGUACGUGAGGAGUACCGCCGCCGCUGCCGCCGCCGCUGCCGGCCAGAUCCAUCAUGUUACAGAAAAUGGAGGCCUGUAUAAAAGACCAUUUAAUGAGGCUUUUGAAGAAACACCCAUGUUGGUUGCUGUGCUCACAUAUGUGGGAUAUGGGGUCCUUACCCUCUUUGGAUAUCUUCGAGAUUUCUUGAGGCAUUGGAGAAUUGAGAAGUGUCACCAUGCAACAGAACGAGAAGAACAAAAGGACUUUGUGUCAUUAUAUCAGGAUUUUGAAAACUUCUAUACAAGGAACCUCUACAUGAGGAUAAGAGACAACUGGAAUCGACCGAUAUGUAGUGUGCCUGGAGCAAGGGUGGAUAUCAUGGAGAGACAGUCUCAUGACUACAACUGGUCCUUCAAGUACACCGGGAAUAUAAUUAAAGAUGUUAUAAACAUGGGUUCCUACAACUAUCUUGGAUUUGCACAGAACAGUGGAUCAUGUCAAAAAGCAGCUGCCAAAGUUCUAGAGGAGUAUGGAGCUGGAGUGUGUAGUACUCGGCAGGAAAUAGGAAACCUGGAUAAACAUGAAGAACUAGAGAAACUUGUAGCAACGUUCUUGGGAGUAGAAGCUGCUAUGACAUAUGGCAUGGGAUUUGCAACAAAUUCAAUGAACAUUCCUGCUCUUGUUGGCAAAGGUUGCCUUAUUCUGAGUGAUGAACUGAACCAUGCGUCACUGGUUCUAGGAGCCAGACUGUCAGGAGCAACCAUUCGAAUCUUCAAACACAACAAUAUGCAAAGCCUAGAGAAGCUACUAAAAGAUGCCAUAGUUUAUGGUCAGCCUCGCACAAGAAGGCCCUGGAAGAAAAUCCUAAUUCUUGUGGAAGGAAUAUAUAGCAUGGAGGGCUCUAUUGUUCGCCUUCCUGAAGUAAUUGCCCUCAAGAAGAAAUACAAGGCAUACUUGUACCUUGACGAGGCUCACAGCAUUGGGGCCCUCGGCCCUACCGGUCGAGGAGUGGUGGACUACUUUGGCCUGGAUCCUGAGGAUGUAGACGUGAUGAUGGGGACAUUCACAAAGAGCUUCGGUGCUUCUGGUGGAUACAUUGGAGGCAAGAAGGAGCUGAUAGACUACCUGCGAACUCAUUCUCACAGCGCCGUGUAUGCCACAUCCAUGUCGCCACCUGUGGUGGAGCAGAUCAUCACCUCUAUGAAGUGUAUCAUGGGGCAGGAUGGCACCAGCCUUGGCAAAGAGUGUGUGCAGCAGUUAGCUGAGAACACCAGGUAUUUCAGGAGACGCCUGAAGGAAAUGGGCUUCAUCAUCUAUGGAAAUGAAGAUUCCCCGGUGGUGCCUCUGAUGCUUUACAUGCCAGCCAAAAUUGGAGCCUUCGGAAGGGAAAUGCUGAAGCGGAACAUUGGUGUAGUGGUGGUGGGAUUUCCUGCUACUCCAAUUAUUGAGUCAAGAGCCAGGUUUUGCCUGUCUGCAGCUCAUACCAAAGAAAUACUUGAUACGGCUUUAAAGGAGAUAGACGAAGUUGGGGACCUGCUGCAGCUGAAGUAUUCCCGUCAUCGGUUGGUGCCUCUUCUAGACAGGCCCUUUGAUGAGACGACGUACGAGGAGACCGAAGAUUGAGCCUUUCUGGUGCUCCCUGCAGGGACUUUCCAAGCCCGGACAGUGUGUGGCCUUUCUGAGCCAGUUCUAGGAUCACACUUCUGCGACCACCUCACGUGAAGGACAUUUCCUCAACUACUGAAGGUGGCCACCUCCAAUCUAAUGGCAUUUUGUAAAUAGUAAAAAACAAAAAAAAACUAAA